Molecule: messenger RNA, 1773 nt
Organism: Brassica rapa (field mustard)
Lineage: Eukaryota; Viridiplantae; Streptophyta; Magnoliopsida; Brassicales; Brassicaceae
Source: RefSeq, a predicted model, not a curated record
UUUGAAUUGUGUUAUCAAUUGCAACAAACUUGGAGUGGGAUCUGUGGCAAAUGGUUGUGAAGAAUGCUUUCCUGCAAGGUGAACUAGAAGAUGAAGUAUACAUGCAUCCACCUCCUGGUCUUGAGCAUCUAGUAAAGCCAGGGAAUGUUUUAAGUUUGAAGAAGGCAAUGUAUGGGCUAAAACAGUCACCUAGAGCUUGGUACAGGAAGCUGAGUACCACUCUCAAUGGGAGAGGAUUUAGGAAGUCUGAACUGGAUCACACUCUCUUCACCUUGACAGGACCUUCAGGGAUCAUUGUGAUUCUAGUGUAUGUGGAUGAUUUGAUUAUCACAGGAAGUGAUAAGGCAGGGAUUCAGGCUACUAAGGAGUUUCUCAAAUCAGUGUUUGACAUCAAGGAUUUGGGAGAGAUGAAGUAUUUUCUGGGUAUUGAGAUAUGCAGAUCAAAGGAGGGCUUGUUCAUGUCUCAAAGAAAGUACACUCAGGAUCUGUUGAAGGGCGCUGGUAAGCUUGGAGGAAAGACAGCUAAGACACCUCUUGAGGAUGGGUAUAAGGUUUUGCUUGAGGGCGAGAUUGAAAACAAUCAGCCAUUUGAAGAUGCUAAGCUGUAUAGGAAGAUGGUUGGGAAGCUGAUCUACUUGACAAUCACCAGACCAGACAUAUGUUUUGCUGUGAAUCAAGUUAGCCAGCAUAUGCAAGCUCCAAAGAUGCACCAUUGGAACAUGGUAGACAGGAUCUUGAGGUAUUUGAAUGGCUCUAGUGGCCAAGGAGUCUGGAUGGGAUGCAAUAGGAGUACAGAAGUGGUUGGUUAUUGUGAUGCUGACUGGGCCGGAGAUAGAGUUGAUAGGAGAUCAACUACUGGGUAUUGUACCUUCAUUGGAGGGAACUUGGUUACAUGGAAGAGUAAGAAGCAGAAGGUUGUCUCCUGUUCCAGUGCUGAGGCUGAAUAUAGAGCCAUGUUGAAGCUGACUAAUGAGCUAGUGUGGAUCGAAGUGAUAUUGAAGCAUUUGAGUAUUGAGCAGACCACUCCUAUGACAAUGCAUUGUGACAAUCAGGCUGCUAUUCACAUUGCCUCUAAUUCUGUGUUUCAUGAGAGAACAAAGCACAUAGAAGUUGAUUGUCACAAGGUGAGGCAGAUGAUUGUCCUAGGAGUAAUACUGCCAUGCUACACGAGGAGUGAGGAUCAACUGGCUGAUGUGUUUACUAAGGCAGCGAGGCAGAAGACAAUAGAGUUCAUACUAUCAAGGCUUGGACUCGUUGAUCUUACUCCCAUGAGCUGAUCCCCUUAACCAUGGAGUCUCUACUCUUUUUCCCUCAUCAAGGUUUUAUCCCAAUGGGUUUUCCUUGGUGAGGUUUUUAAUGAGGGAGAUAUUCAUGGUUUCCAAGCUAGACAAGUUCAUUUAGUCUAGCUUGAGGGGGAGUGUUGAGAUGAAGAUCAAGCAGAGACAGUAACUUUAGAGAUUUACCAUGGUAACUUUAGAAUUUACCUCAGUUACUUUGGAGUUACCAUAUCUGGAUGGAAGUGACUUGGGAAGUUACCUUGGCUCUAUACUGAUGAAGGAACUCGUCCAAGAGAGGGAUGGAUAAGGAUUGGGGCUAGCUGGAAAGGUAAAGCUACUUUACAGCCUGUCUAAGCAUGUGAAGCAUCUCAGCCUAUUAUUUGUAUUGACCUCACAUGCUUAUAGUCUAAGUUGAAUUCACUGAACCUAGACAUGAUUGUAAUCUCCUUAUAUCUUGUAUGCUCUCAUCUGAAUGAAUUAAUCUGAGUUUUGAGUC